CCCACACAGACUCGCACAAUGGCACCAAAGCAGGUACAGCUGAGCGAAGCGCUCGAAAAGCAGGUGGUCGCGCACAUUGACCACGCGGCGGUGCACGAUGACCACUCUCUCGCCGAGGCGACCACCCGCGCCACCGACCCCGAGAAGGGCAGCGUGCACUCGCACGGCGCCGAGGGACAGGCGUACCGCGAGGGCCUGGCGCGCGCCGAGCGCCGCCUGCUGCUCAAGCUCGACCUUGGCAUCCUGCCGUUCGCCGUGCUGCUCUACCUCUCGGCCUACCUCGACCGUGGCAACCUGGCCAACGCCCGCCUUGCUGGCCUCGAAAAGGGCGUGCUCGACAACAAGGACACCAACUACUCGAUCGCGCUUUCGUGUUUCUUCAUCACAUACAUCGUCUUCUCUAUCCCCGGCACCCUGCUCGCCAAGCAGAUCAACCCGUCGUGGUCGAUCUCGGCCGGCGCCAUGAUCUGGUCGAUUGCCGCCACGUGCCAGGCGGCCGUUAUGAACCCCGCCGGCCUGUUCGUCUGCCGUCUGUUCGUCGGUAUCGGCGAGGCCAUGUUCGGACAGGCCAUGGCCCUCCACCUCUCGUACUGGUACACCAAGGAGGACCUGGCCAAGCGUAUUGGUCUUUUCAUCUCGGCCGGCUCGCUGUCUGGCGCGUUCGGCGGUCUCAUCUCGUUUGGCGUCACGUCCAUCAAGCACGCCCCGAUCGCCAACUGGCGUAUCCUCUUCCUCAUCGAGGGCUGCCCCAGUGUGCUCCUCGCCAUCUGCGUCUUCCUCUUCAUGCCUUCCCGCCCCGAGAUCUCGCGCUACCUCUCCGAGGACGAGCGCACCCUCUGCCUCACCCGUCUCAACCGCGAGAACCUCCAGGACGGCUCAAUGGGCAUCGACUGGCGCGGCGUCCGCCGCUGUCUCACCGACUGGAAGACGUACGUCGUCAGCAUCAUGUACUCGUGCAUGAACCUCACGCUUGGCUCGGUCGGUGGUUUCCUUCCGACCAUCAUCAAGGGCUUUGGAUACUCGAACGCCCGCGCCCAGCUCAUGACCGUGCCCCCUUACGCCGUCGCCCUCGUCUUCAUGCUCCUGUUGACGACCUACUCGGACAAGGUCCAGUCGCGCGGUAUCCCCGUCAUGGUGCCGUUCACGCUCGGCAUUGUCGGCUGGGCUGUCCUCCUCGCUGUGCCCGUGCUCCACGCCACGCACGCCGAGUUCUCCGGCCGCUACUUUGCCUGCAUCUGCAUCGUCACCGCCGGCUACACCAACAUCCCGCUCAUCAUGGCUUGGCAGUCGGGCAACACUGGUAACCAGUCCCAGCGUGCCACUUCGCUCGGCAUGCUCAACUCGCUCGGCCAGUGCCUCUCGCUCGCGGCCGCCUUCCUCUUCCCGUCCAAGGAGGGACCCCAGUUCCGCAAGGGCUGCAUCGUCAACCUCGCCUUCCAGAGCGCAGGCCUCGUCAUUGCGCUCAGCAUGACCCUCUACUACCGCUGGGAGAACAAGCGCCGCGACCGCGUCGAGGGCGGCCGCCCUCCCAAGGGUACUCCUCUCAACGUGCUCGAGGAGCACGACCUUGCCACUGGAUUCCGCUACGUUGUGUGA
Vanrija pseudolonga is the source of this 1596-nucleotide messenger RNA. Its product is annotated as MFS transporter prlL. Gene Ontology annotation, biological process: transmembrane transport. The transcript has 4 exons. The record is from RefSeq and is a predicted model, not a curated record. Gene Ontology annotation, cellular component: membrane. The coding region runs from base 19 to 1596 and encodes 525 amino acids. Lineage: Eukaryota; Fungi; Basidiomycota; Tremellomycetes; Trichosporonales; Trichosporonaceae. Gene Ontology annotation, molecular function: transmembrane transporter activity.